Molecule: messenger RNA, 398 nt
Organism: Culex pipiens pallens (northern house mosquito)
Lineage: Eukaryota; Metazoa; Arthropoda; Insecta; Diptera; Culicidae
Product: chymotrypsin inhibitor-like
Exons: 2
Coding region: 17-304 (95 amino acids)
Source: RefSeq, a predicted model, not a curated record
CAACAGUUUCAACAAGAUGAAGUACCUGGUUCUUUUGGCUUUUAUUGUGACCGUAAGUGCGGUACCAGACAACCAUUCGCCCAACCUUGGGUCCAAAGUGGCAGCACCAAUUCCGGCACCGAAAUGUCCUACCAAUGAGUUUUACAGCACAUGCAAGGGCUGUGACCUAACCUGCGCGCAGCAGACUCCUGGCGUUUGUAUCGCUGUGUGCAAAGCUGGCUGCAAGUGUACGCCCGGUUACGUCCGCAACGUCGCUGGAAGCUGUGUCCUGCCCAAAAAGUGUCCGAAAACCACGAAGGGUUAGAGUGACAGAAGGAUUUAAUAUAUUACUAUUUCUGAAGAAAGAAAUGUUGCAAAGCCAUGUAAUAGAAGAAAUAUACCCAUUUUAAGUCUUAUAA